AUGGUUAGAAAAUGUAUUGUGACACUGGGCUCUCCCCAGCCCAUCACUCCCCCUACAAACCGACGAGGUGGCCAAUUGCAAGAUCUUCUGGCACAGUUUGGAUCUCAGAGCUCAGUAGAAUCAGCGACCAAGAAAAGGCGAUUGUCGGCGCAGCAGAAGAGUGAAGAAAUGAAGCCGAUUCCUAUUCGGGACAGUAGAGGCAAACGCAACCCACCGCCUCAAACGGCGCACCACAACGUCACCUCGGAUUCAUCGGCUAGAGAGCAGUCCCCCGUGACUUCCAAAAGAACUACUCGACAAUCAGCUUCAAAGCCAGCAAACCCAGACCCAGAAGAUAGCGAAGACGAACUCGCGCCAUCGGCCCGCCCCCGCAAGACGAGUGCGAGAAUAUCGGCAUACACGGAGGAGCUUAAGAUGGAGAAGCGCAAGAAAGAAAAGGAGAGGACAGACGGACUGCGACGGGGCACUCGGGAUAGGAGGAGCGCCAUCCUGGAGUCUGACACCAUAGUUACUCCACCACGACGGCGGAAAUCAGCGCCACCCCCUCGGAGACUCGACACCGCCCGCAACCGUCUUCGCGAUGACAUUGCCAAAGGGACCAGGGCGAGAGCGAACAGUUUUCUUGUUGCCAACAAAGAGUUCUUUCUGCCACUUCUGCCCAAAAACAACUACGUCGUGAAACUGGCAGAAGAGGGUAAAGCGCAACCUAUCGUCGAAUACCAAGAGCUCAAGGAGCAGCCCAAGGGAGUUACAGCCGUCAUGAAGCCUUACCAGCUGUCUGGUCUAUCGUUUCUCGUUCACCUGUAUAACAACGGGUUCUCUGGUAUACUCGGUGACGAGAUGGGUCUUGGAAAGACGCUGCAGACUCUUUCUCUCUUCCAAUACCUCGAAGAGCUUGAUGAGCAGAAGGGCGUCGUAUCAGAAGAACCCCGUCCGUACCUUGUCGUCUGUCCGCUAAGUGUGCUCAACUCCUGGGUAACAGAAGCUGAAAAGUGGGUGCCACAGCUUGGAGUUAUGCGGUUCCAUGGUGCCGUGAACGAACGGACUCGUCUUAAGCGGGUUGCGGCUGGCUUAGAAGAUAUGAAAGGAAACGAAACCUCACGCGCACGAGAUCGAAAAGCGUUGCGCAAGGCCGGCCAAAAGGUCUCCAAGCUGCCCGGCCCUUCUGACUCUUUCAAGAUUGUCGUGACGACCUACGACGUCUUCCAAGCGGAGCAAGCUUGGUUCAAGCACUCUUUUGCCUGGCGCUAUGUUGUUCUGGACGAGGGCCAUAAGAUCAAAAAUAGCCUAGCCCAAAUCUCCACGGCGUUGAAGAGCAUCAAUGCUGAGUACCGACUUAUCCUGACAGGAACGCCGCUUCAGAACAACAUGGUUGAGAUGUGGUCACUUCUGACUUGGCUGUACCCCACCGUUUUCGACGACAGGACUGAAGCGCUGUUCCGAGAGUCAUUCGACCUUAGCAAAGGCAAAGCAAACAAGCAGACUAUGACAGAUGCCCGACGUUUGCUCGAGCUUAUCAUGCUGCGCAGAAUGAAAGACUCUCCAUCAGUCAAUCUCGGCCUGCCGCCUAAGGAAGAGGUACUUCUUUACGUGCCCCUUACACCGAUGCAGAAGUUUUGGUACACGCGCCUUUUGACUCGUAUUGAUGAUGGUAUGCUUAAUGAACUCUUUGCCGACGGUAAGGAGAAAGAGAAAGCUGCUAUUGAACAUGACGUCCAGGAGAACAAGCUAUUGCAGCAAUUGGAGGAAAUGGACAAAGUGAUCAGCACUGGCAGCGUUGGAGACGAAUGGGAAGAGACUGCAAAAAUUGUGCAAGAAGCUGUAGCAAAGGAACAAGCCGAUGCGAGCGCUUCAAAGGGAGCUUGGAAAAAGCUCAUGAAUCUCGUCAUGCAGCUACGCAAAUGCUGCUCGCACCCAUACCUGCUUCCAGGAGGAGCACCAGACCCAUACUACCUGGGUGAUCAUGUCAUCCGCGCUUCAGGCAAGUUCAUUCUGUUGGAGAAACUCCUCAAGCAUACGGUCUUUGAGCAAGGCAAGAAGGUUCUCAUCUUCUCGGGUUUUGCUCGCACACUGGACUGUUGUGAGGACUUGCUAUCUCUUGUCAGCAACCACGGUGAAAAAUUCAAGUAUCUUCGCUUGGACGGGAGCACGGCUAGGGCUCGUCGAAACUUGGACAUCCGCCUUUUCAAUCAGAAAGAUUCGGACUACAAGGUCAUGCUUCUUUCUACUCGUGCAGGUGGCUUAGGCAUCAACCUUACCAGCGCCCAGGAUGUCAUAUUCUUGGAUGAAGAUUGGAAUCCACAGAUUACUCUCCAAGCCGAAGCGCGGGCUCAUCGUAUCGGACAGACCAAGAAAGUAACGAUAUACAAGCUCUGUACCCAGGGGACUGUCGAAGAGCAGAUGAUGGGUCGCAUCCGGAAGAAGCUUUACCUCUCUGCGAAGAUUACUGAAUCCAUGCAGAACGUACAUGGCAAGCAAGCAGUUGCAAAAAGGUCAGCGGGACGCCCUUCCAUCGACGAAGACAUGCCACAAAUGGAUACCACACAACUGAUGACACUUGUACGGCGAGGUGCACAGACACUCUCACACCCUGAGAUUGAGGUCAAGGAAAUGGUUUCUUGGGAUCUGGAGACAAUGAUGAAGAAGUGCCGCGACCAGUCUGCCGAUUUGGCUGAUACGACACAAUCCGAGGUUGACGAAGACAAGUGGCUUUCCACUAUGGAGCGUGUCGAAUGCGCCGUGUUUGAAGGCAAGCGUCACCAGCGCAACCUCGAUAAAGGUUCUAGUGCAGAUACCUCGUCUAGGAAUAUUCUACCAGAAACGAUUACUAGGGAAGACCGCCGCACGAACAAGAAUACUACAGUCAUGGUCAACGGCUAUGCUAUUAAUAAGGAGUCUAUGAACUGUGGCGACUGGGAAGCAGUGCCAACUUUUGCCGGUAAGGACCCACGUCUUGCUGAGCCGGUUCGAGAAAAGCGACGCGAGUUCAAUCACGAAGAUCACUGCCUUGAAUGCUUCGAAGAUGCCGACGCUGGGCAGCUCUUCGAGUGCAAGACCUGUCCCCGAGUCUACCACUUCGACUGUCUGGACGACCACUAUCAGGGCAAAGUCAAGGGUCCUUUCAGUGGCUUCCAUUGCCCCCAACACAACUGCACUGACUGUGCAAAGACCACAGCCGAUGCAGGUGGUCUCAUCUUCCGAUGUCGCUGGUGUCCCCGGGGCUACUGCGAGGACUGUCUUGACUGGGACAAUACCGAGCUUAUCGGUGAGAAUCUACCUGAGUUCGAGGUCCUGGGUGAAUACGCAAUGUCAGGUGGUUUCUACGUCAAGUGCCCAUCUUGCGUCGAAUCGGCCAAGGAGGACCCAGAGCAAAGGGCGUGGAUCGAGGAAAAGGAAAAGACGUACAAGGAGGAGCAUGCUGCUUGGUUGCAGGAGCGUGAAACAGUGCAGAGCGUCAAGAUUCAGGAUGACGACGAAGCUAGUUUACCACCGGGGCUCACUGAUACUUCGCUCUCGACUCCUGUGCUUGGUGGUUCUGGGGUCACUACGCCUGAUGGAACGGAGACGUUGUUGCCAAUCCCUACGAUUACGAAGAAGAGGAGUCAGAUGUUUGACGAGACUAGUGACAAGAAGAAGACCAAGCGUGGCUUGUAA
Messenger RNA from Bipolaris oryzae ATCC 44560, 3654 nucleotides. RefSeq lists its product as uncharacterized. The record is from RefSeq and is a predicted model, not a curated record. The transcript has a single exon. Gene Ontology annotation, cellular component: nucleus. NCBI's taxonomy places the organism in Eukaryota, Fungi, Ascomycota, Dothideomycetes, Pleosporales, Pleosporaceae. Gene Ontology annotation, biological process: positive regulation of transcription by RNA polymerase II. Gene Ontology annotation, molecular function: DNA binding; ATP binding; ATP-dependent chromatin remodeler activity. The coding region runs from base 1 to 3654 and encodes 1217 amino acids.